AUGGCCUCGACGUUCUUUUCAUGGCUGCGCUCCCCAAAAGCACGAGAGUAUUUCUUCAGCACUCACUUCUGGGGACCGGUCGCGAACUGGGGGCUCCCUCUGGCCGCUCUGGCCGACUUGCAGAAGGAUGAGGACGUUAUCUCGGGCGCAAUGACUACGGCAUUGACAGCUUACUCCCUUGUCUUCAUGCGUUUCGCCUGGCGAGUCCAGCCACGCAAUUACCUACUCUUCGCCUGUCACGCGACAAAUGCGACAGCGCAGACGAUACAAGGCGGCCGCUUCAUCAACUACUGGUAUAUGGGUGGGAAAGAACGAGCAAAGCAAGAGCAGCCGCUGAAAGCAUAG
This is a messenger RNA of Postia placenta MAD-698-R-SB12, 345 nucleotides long. RefSeq lists its product as hypothetical. Gene Ontology annotation, biological process: pyruvate import into mitochondria. The record is from RefSeq and is a predicted model, not a curated record. Gene Ontology annotation, cellular component: mitochondrial inner membrane. Bases 1 to 345 code for a protein of 114 amino acids. Lineage: Eukaryota; Fungi; Basidiomycota; Agaricomycetes; Polyporales; Adustoporiaceae. The transcript is spliced from 5 exons.